AUGGCCAGGAACUGCUCUGAGUGCAAAGAGAAAAGGGCAGCACACAUCCUCUGCACCUACUGCAACCGCUGGCUGUGUAGCUCUUGCACAGAGGAGCACCGGCAUGGCCCUGCCUCUGGGGGCCUGCUCUUUUCCCGGGCCCAAAAGGGAUCUCCAGGGGUGAACAAUGGUUCUGGGGAGUUCGCCUUGUACUGUCCUCUACAUACGCAAGAAGUACUCAAGCUGUUCUGCGAGACCUGUGACGUGCUCACAUGCCAUAGCUGCCUAAUGGUAGAACACAAAGAACACAGGUGCAGACAUGUUGAAGAAGUUUUGCAAAACCAGAGGAUGCUUCUGGAAAGUGUGACAACACAGGUGGCACAUAAGAAAUCCAGUCUACAGACAUCUGCAAAGCAAAUUGAAGACAGGAUUUUUGAAGUGAAGCAUCAGCAUAGGAAGGUGGAAAACCAGAUCAAAAUGGCCAAGAUGGUUCUGAUGAAUGAGCUGAACAAACAGGCCAAUGGGCUCAUAGAAGAGCUGGAGGGCAUUACAAAUGAGAGAAAGCAGAAGCUGGAACAACAGUUACAGAGCAUCAUGGUUCUCAACCGUCAGUUUGAGCAUGUGCAGAAUUUCAUCAACUGGGCUGUCUGCAGCAAGACCAGCAUCCCUUUCCUUUUCAGCAAAGAGCUGAUUGUGUUUCAGAUGCAGAGAUUGCUGGAAACAAGUUGUAAUACAGAUCCUGGCUCCCCUUGGAGUAUCAGAUUCACAUGGGAACCUAACUUCUGGACCAAGCAACUGGCUUCCCUUGGCUGUAUAACAACUGAAGGUGGACAACUAUCUCGAGCAGAUACUCCUGCUUACGGAGGCUUACAGGGGCCAUCAUCCUUUUAUCAAAACCACCAAUCUCCAGUGGCUCAGCAAGAGGCUCUUAGCCACCCCUCACAUAAGUUCCAGUCUCCAACACUAUGCUCCACGUCUGUGUGCUGUUCCCACUGCUCCCCUGUGUCACCUUCCUUUAAAGGCCAGGUCCCACCACCCAGCAUACACCCAGCCCACAGCUUUAGGCAGACCUCUGAGAUGGUGCCCCAACAGCUGGGCCCACUGCAGUGCUCCACCCUACUGCCCAGGGAGAAGGAGCUGGCCUGUAGUCCUCAUCCACCAAAGCUACUACAGCCCUGGCUGGAAACCCAGCCCCCUGUGGAGCAGGAGAGCACAUCCCAGAGGCUGGGGCAGCAGCUGACUUCCCAGCCUGUGUGCAUCGUCCCUCCACAGGAUGUUCAGCAAGGAUCCCAUGCCCAGCCCACCUUACAGACACCCUCUAUCCAAGUUCAGUUUGGCCACCAGCAGAAGCUGAAGCUCAGUCACUUUCAGCAGCAGCCACAGCAGCAGCUGCCACCUCCACUGCCCCCACCACCUCCUCCCCCACAGCAGCCACCCCCACCUCUGCCUCCAUCGCAGCAUCUGGCUUCUAGUCAGCAGGAGAGCUCUUCUGGGCCUGCCUGUUCCCAGAACAUGGAUAUAAUGCACCACAAAUUUGAGCUGGAGGAAAUGCAGAAGGACUUAGAGCUUCUCCUUCAGGCUCAACAGCCCAGCCUGCAGUUGAGUCAGACCAAAUCUCCUCAGCAUCUUCAGCAAACUAUUGUGGGGCAGAUCAACUAUAUCGUGAGGCAGCCAGCACCUGUCCAGUCCCAGAGCCAGGAAGAGACACCACAGGCUACAGAUGAGUCCCCAGCAUCUGAGUGCCCAAAGCCAGCUCUCCCUUUGGAUAAGAAUACUGCUGCUGCCUUGCCCCAAGUAUCCGGGGAAGAACCCCCUCUCAAUGUCCCCCCAGUGGACAGCACCAUCCAGCACUCCUCUCCGAAUGUGGUGAGAAAGCAUUCCACCUCGGUGAGCAUCAUGGGCUUUUCCAACACUCUGGAGAUGGAACUGUCAUCUACCAGGCUGGCAAGGACCCUAGAGCCACAGAUCCCAAGUGUGAGCAGCCUGACAGCUUGCCCCCCUCAAGCAGUACCAAGCUUACUGAGUGGCCCCCCACAAACUGUGUCCAGCCUGACAAGUGUUCAAAACCAGCCCAUUCCCAGCCUGACAACCAGUCAGCUACAGACCAUGCCCAGCCUUGUGCGUAGCACUUUCCACUCCAUGCCCAACCUGAUCAGUGAUUCCUCCCAGGCGAUGGCAACCCUAGCAAGUGAUCACUCUCAAGCCAGGCCCAGCUUAAUGUCUGGUCAUGCCCAGGAUGUGCCGAGCCUGGCAACUUGUCCUCUGCAGAGCAUGCCUUCAGUUUCUGACAUGCAGCUGGAAUCUGUGUCCAGCUCCAGUCCUAGCUCUGGCCAAAGUACAGGAAGCCUGUGCCCUGGGCAAGGGCCUGACACCUCUCCAGGGAAUGCCCUAUGCAAGGUAAAACUGGAGGAGCCCAUUAACCUCUCUGUGAAAAAACCUCCACUAGUGCCAGUGGUCAGCACAUCUACAGCUCUUCAGCAGUACCAGAACCCAAAAGCGUAUGAGAACUUUGAACAAGGAGCCCUAGAGCUGGAUACAAACGAGAACCAGAGAAGCAGAGCCUUCAACAAUGAGUCUAAGAUUCCCUAUGUGCGACUGGAGAGGCUCAAGAUCUGUGCUUCCUCCACGGGAGAGAUGCCUGUGUUCAAGCUGAGACCACAGAAGAAUGAUCAGGAUGGGAACGUCUUGCUAAUCAUCGAAUGUGGCACUGAGUCCUCUAGCAUGUCUGUUAAGGUCAGCCAGGGAAGCUUACCUGAUGCCAUCAAGGCCCCGGGUCUGGGGGGAAGAAAGGUCACUGUCACUUCUCUGGCUGGGCAGCGGCCACCAGCACUGGAGGGCACGUCUCGUGAAGAACACAGACUCAUACCUCGAACUCCUGGAGCCAAGAAGGGCCCCCCGGCCCCAAUAGAGAAUGAGGAUUUCUGUGCGGUGUGCCUCAAUGGGGGAGAGUUGCUGUGUUGUGACCGCUGCCCCAAAGUGUACCAUCUUUCCUGCCAUGUGCCAGCCUUGCUCAGCUUCCCAGGGGGAGAGUGGGUGUGUACCUUGUGCCGUAGCCUGACCCAGCCCGAGGUGGAGUACGACUGUGAGAAUGCCCGCUAUAGCCAGCCUGGAAUGCGGACAUCUGCUGGCCUGAGCACAUAUGAUCAGAAGAAGUGUGAGAAGCUGGUACUGUCCUUGUGUUCCAAUAGCCUCAGCCUGCCUUUCCAUGAGCCUGUCAGCCCCCUGGCCCGGCAUUAUUACCAGAUUAUCAAGAGGCCCAUGGACCUGUCAAUCAUCCGGAGGAAGCUGCAAAAGAAGGAACCAGCUCACUAUACCACCCCAGAGGAGUUGGUGUCAGAUGUGCGCCUCAUGUUUUGGAACUGUGCAAAGUUUAAUUAUCCUGACUCAGAGGUUGCAGAGGCUGGCCGCUGCCUGGAAGUGUUCUUUGAGGGCUGGCUGAAGGAGAUCUACCCAGAGAAACGGUUUGCCCAGCCAAGGCAGGAGGACUCAGACUCCGAGGAGGUGUCUAGUGAGAGUGGAUGUUCCACCCCUCAGGGCUUCCCAUGGCCCCCCUACAUGCAGGAGGGCAUCCAACCCAAGAGACGGCGACGGCAUGUGGAGAAUGAAAGAGCAAAGAGAAUGUCUUUCCGCAUGACCAACAGCAUCUCGCAGGUGUGA
Otolemur garnettii (small-eared galago) is the source of this 3636-nucleotide messenger RNA. RefSeq names its product tripartite motif containing 66 (gene TRIM66). Gene Ontology annotation, molecular function: zinc ion binding; protein binding. Bases 1 to 3636 code for a protein of 1211 amino acids. The record is from RefSeq and is a predicted model, not a curated record. The transcript has 19 exons. NCBI's taxonomy places the organism in Eukaryota, Metazoa, Chordata, Mammalia, Primates, Galagidae.